Molecule: messenger RNA, 5265 nt
Organism: Frieseomelitta varia
Lineage: Eukaryota; Metazoa; Arthropoda; Insecta; Hymenoptera; Apidae
Product: polycomb group protein Pc-like
Exons: 5
Coding region: 1201-2466 (421 amino acids)
Source: RefSeq, a predicted model, not a curated record
GCAGGCAGCUUUCUUGUUCCGAGGACGGCGCUCCUGGUCGCGCCGUCUCUCUUUUCUACCUCCAUUGCGCUUGCUCUUCUCUCCCUCUUCUCCCCACCCUUCUCGUCUCGGUCACUCAAUCACACUCUCCUUCUUUUGCUUUCUCUGUCUUUCUUUCUCCGUCGUACGUACGGCGCACGUACCGUUGAGAGUUUCUCCCUUCUCCUUCCGAUACUCUUUCUCUACCAUUACCCCCUCCCCUCCUAACCUCGAGCGGGUCGGGCGAGUCCACUAAGCUUGCGAGGGGAGUUCGGCAGACCUCGGCUCUAGUCGGCCUCGAUCCGCAGAAUGUGUUAGACGCUGUGAGUCGAUCGCUCCAGUUUUUAUAUAUUCGUGUAUAGACAGGCUCAACGCCGAUCACGAAGCUUGAGAACGUUAUACCGCACUUCGUACGCGGAUCCACGAGUUUCUAGUGCCUAUAUCGACGUUAGUUUUCACCAUCAUUUUCGGACGCACUCGAUCGGUGUAUAUCCGUACGACGGCCAUGUUUGGUGUUUACGAGGUGAGGGGGAACUGCUGACGUCACGAACCCCGAUCUUACACGAAGGGAGCAGCAACACCAGCAGAAGCAGAAAACGUGUGCUGCCGGCCAAUACUAGACACCUCUGAAUCUUAAUACGAAUCCGGAACAAAGACAAGACGCACAGUCGAGUACUAUCCGUACUCCUCGACAAGUAUCGUACACAGGAUUAUUUGUAACGUGAACACACGAAGAAGUAACUCGCGGCGCGCAAACUGUGCCGCUUGAAAUUCCCUUUCCGAUGGGACGUGCGUGUACGCCGACUUCGCUCGUGUUCGCCGGUCUUGCCGCGACUACUGGCCUUUCAAAAAACAUCGGCCGCAUUGCCGUCUCACUGCUGAAAUAGCAGCCACUCUAAUCACCAGUCGGUCGACUCGAUCCUGUUCAGUGCGGAAAACAUCGAGCGAUGUCGAGUCUCCUCGUCGUAUACGAGACAACACGUGUUUAUUAUGUUUACACGGUGUGUCAUCUCGAUUAAAUUAGAGCAUCGUGGCCCGAUCACGGUAUAGGUACAUAUGGUGUUACGUUACUCAGUGUGGUUUUUCAGUGACAGUCAUCGCUCGUUCAUUGGAUUUACCGAUAGUUGUUUUUUUUUUUUUUUUUUUAAAUUACGAAUCUAACGAACAAGGAUUAAAAACAUCAUGGAUCUAGGUGACAGAGUUUACGCCGCAGAACGGAUUAUAAAGAAGAGGGAAAAGCGGGGCAAAGUAGAAUAUUUCGUAAAAUGGAAAGGAUGGAGCAAAAAACACAACACAUGGGAACCGGAGGAAAACAUUUUAGACGUCAGAUUAAUCGAAUUGUACGAAGAAAGUCAAAAAGGUGGCGAUGUGACUGCAAGAAGACCCAGAAGGAGGGAUACUAGAUAUAAUGAAGUUUUGGCAAAUUUGGUUGUCGAGGAAGAACCCGGUGGGGAUGAAAGAGUCGGAGAAGACAGUCAGGACGAGUCGACAACUGGUAGCACCUCUGCACCACGUUUAAAUCCGGUUGCGCCUGACGAAGACACGCUUCCGAGUUCCCUCGACGGACACGAAUCACCCACAGCCCCAGAAUUAUCGGCGUCUGCAUUCAGCGUCGAUUCAGAUUGUUCCAGUAGUAGCGUAGACAGUCCUCUGUUACCAAGGAGAGAACCAACUGGUACAAAAAGGAAAGCCGAGGUUCUAAGCAAAGAGUCGGGAAAAAUCGGUGUUACCAUUACUACCAGCAGUCCAAGCAGCGGUAGCAGCGGAAGUCCACCUCCGAACAAAAUCCCCCGACUAUUGCCUUUGAAAAGUAGUCCAACGUCUCCCUCUUAUCACAGUCACAAGGUGAAUGGCAGGAGGCCGUCAUCAUCGAGCGUGAAGUCAACACCGGAGGAACCGCUACCAGCAGUACCGACAACACCAGCUCCUGCAGUGCAAGAGAAAAAGCGUGCCGAAGCUGACGUGCCUCACGGUCCUCCACCCUCGCUGCCGCGUGCACCACCGGCACCUUUGUCCCCACAGAUAGACACGCCUCUGGAACAGCCUACCAAAAAGAAGCACUUGCCUGAACAAAAACAAGAAAAAUCGAACGGAGCAGUAACAGUGGACGCGAACGGUCACAAAUCUCCUAGCCCUACAGAUUCUUACACGAACAACAAUAGGUUACCGACCAUUGUCAAUGGACAUCAUAAUCAUAACAAUAACCACACAAACAAUAGUAACAGCAGUAGUAACACAUCGAGUGUGAAACAAACGGAAAUCACGAAGCCAGACAUGUAUGUCCCUCUCUCGAGUCCUGGUACGGAUUACUGGCACGCGCGGAAUCCAGUUGCCGAUCAGGUGUUCAUUACAGACGUGACGGUGAAUUUGAAAACCGUUACUAUCAGGGAGUGUAAGACUGAAAAAGGAUUCUUCCGGGAGAGGGAUCCGAAGAGCGAUAUCUAUUAACGAUGAAUAAAAACGCUUUACUGUGAAUUUCUAAUACUGAACCAUGCUUGUAAAUAUAAAUUAUUUUCACACAUUGAAAUGUAAAAUCGAGGAUGAUGAAUAUAUACAAAUAUACAUAUAUUAUAUUAUAUUAUAUUAUAUUAUAUUAUAUUAUAUGAUAUUAUAUUAUAUUAUACAUAUAAUAUUAUAUAUAUAUAUUUGACAGUAUCAAGCUAUAUAUAUGUAGAGAGAGAGACUUUUUUCUAUAAACGGACUUUUUUUUAUGGUUGCGAAGAGAAUGAUCGAAGUUAUAUGUAAUUAUGAAGAAAUUUAACUUGCAGUUUCCGAUUGUACGCUCUGAAGCUCCAAGAACUUCCAGAAACAAAACAGAAGUUACAUGAAUCUAAAAUUCAAUAUUUAUCAAUAGAUAUCAAUAGGAUUUGAUUGGAGACAAAAAAUCGAACGGUCAGUUCCAGUAUGUCGAAUACAAGACUAUAGUAAGUGAAGAUAAAAGAUUGUGGGACUAUCGUUAUGCGACAACCUCAAAGGGAAAAAAACAACGGUAUGAGUCGCUGUCGUGAUAUAUAUACACUUGUACAUUAAAAAAAAAAAAAAACACUUGAUAGACAGACUUUCUGUUUUUAAUACAGAAAUUCAAAAAUUUCUGUAUUAAAAACAAAACAAAAAAAAAAUGCAAAAAGAUCUGAAAGAAACAUUUUAGAAGAUAAAUAACAUUUUCUCAUUGAUUGCAUUUCCGCUUGUAUUAGAAUUCUGAAAAGAUAAUGGAAUGUCUUUGUAAGUUAGUUAAUUUUCAAUUUUGCUAAGAUAAAAUAGUACAGAUCUGGAAAGAAAUAUUUUUCUAAUUCGUUUUUAGAAUAAUCAAAGUAAACUUCAUAGAAGCGAUUUAAGAAAAUGCGAAACAAAAAAAAAAAAAAAGAAUUUGGAAGUAUAUAGCGACAAAAGAAGCAGAAGAGAAAAGAAUUAAUGUAUUUCUCAGCAUUAUGAUAAUAUAUUGUAUUUAACUGAUGAAUAUUACUCUCAUUUUUUCUUUUUUUCUCUGCGAGUAAUAUUGUGUCAUAAAAAAAGAAGGAUGGUGGUGUAUCAUUCGUUCGUAGAUUUUAGAUUUGUUUAGAGACAGAGCGCAUUAUUGGCUUUUUUUCAAGUUAUGGCAUUAUACACAUACAUAUAGUUCAAUGCACAGUGACAAAUAAGCUGAAAAAGAGACGGAAAACGAUGUUAAUUAUCAACGAUACAUAGUGCGCGAUAACUUUAUAAUUUAUAUAACGUGUUCUAUAUCGGUUGUCGGUGUUUUUUGUUACGAAUCAGUUAAGUAUUGUUUAAACAUGUUAUUUGUUGCAUUUUUUUUUAUAUGAUCAAAUGUCUUUUCUUUUUUUUUUUCUUUUUUUUUUUUCAUUCGAUUUUAAGAACUGACUGCACAUCGUACAUUUUAAUGCACGCGACAUUUAAUUUUAACGAUAUAUAUAUAUAUCGAGAAAUAUUUAUGCAUAUCCUUGAGAAAGCGCCAUUUUAUGUUUUAAAAUGGGUUGUCGACGUGUAUUCACCAAAUAGAGAUGUUCCUACCUCGAAAACGGUCAUCUUGAACAGAGAAUCGAGUACAACAACCAAAUUCUAACAAUCUUCUAUCUAAACUAUAUAAUUAAUUAUUGUCGCUGGAUUUCUCGGACAUUCUUUUUUUUAAUUCUCUUUUUUUUUUUAUUUUAACAACUUGCUGCACCGUACAUUUGAUGCAUGUGUACAGCAGCUUCAGAACCAGUAAAUCCGUGAUAUAGUUAAUUGUAUAAGUGUAAAUUUUAAAACGAAAAAAAAUGCAUAUACGUUGCUUAUUUAUUGUAACUAAUAUAAACAAAGAAAAAUUUUUAGGUUUUUACAUUCUUAGUAUAGUAUUAUUAGACUAUACACGAUACGUCCCAUUUUAUAAAAAAAAAAAAAAUUAAAAGCGACUUUUGCUUUUCUGUCGUACAAUUAAAUUUAAGGGAUUUUAUUAAUUAAAUUUUUAACGAAUCUUUAAUAUUUAUUUUUCGUUACAUCAUGUACGAUCGAUUUUCAAGAGAAAAGCAGAGCUAUGACGAUUCAUCGUGAAAAAAAGAAAAAAAUGAAAUGGGGCUAUUUGUGUGCUAUUAGGUUGCGCGACUUCUUGCAAUUCAUCAUUGCAAAGAAUUUUAAAUACACGUUUAUUAAAUUGUUGUAUAAUGUAAACCAAUAUACUCUGUAUAUUGAGAGAGAAAUAUUCUGUAAAAAUUGUAAAUAGUUCGACAAUUCAAUAAUAACGGAACGAGUAGAGAGAGAAUGUGUGUUGUGCGUGCGUGUGUGUGUGUGUGUGUGAGAAAGGAAGAGAGAAGUGAAAACGCGUAGCUUUUAGAUCUUUUAGUUCGUCGUAAUUGUAAAUAUAAAAAAAAGGAAAGCAAAAACCCCUUUAAGUUGUAAAUGUAAAAAAAAAAAAAAAAAUCGCAGAACUGCAGGUCUAGGAGGAAAAGAAAAAUCCUUUUUAGCUUUAGGGACUUUGAGAUAGACUGUGCGCGUACCUUCAACAUUGUUUCUGUACUUAUAGAAAAUAUUCAGACUUUACUUAUAACGAUUAAAGGAAAAAUAAAUGAAGUUGACACAAAGCAUGUACACAUACACAUAUACAUACAGACACACAAGGAGAAAGGAAAAAAAAAAAUAUGUGAAAAGAUAACCCAGCGAUUACGCAGGCAUAUACAUACGAUGCGAACCCCGGUAGUACCAAAUUCAAACGAUAAUUAAUUUUAGUUCUGUCUGGUACAGAUUCCUUAUAUUUCAAUAAAAUCUUUAUUUGAA